AUGGAUGAUCAACUUUAUGACGAAUUCGGCAACUACAUUGGCCCCGAUCUAGAGGAUGAAGACGAGGAUCUGGGGCUCGAAGAGGAACAAGAGGAAGAAGAAGCCAUUGGCGGCUUUGAAACGACACCUGUCCGAGGCGCUGGCAGUGGCGAGGAAGGCGAACGCGAGGAAGAACCUGUUGGAGAAACAGCUUUAAUGCAAAUUGAUGACAUUCCUCAAAACCAAAUUGUUUUACAUGAGGACAAAAAGUACUAUCCUUCAGCUGAAGAAGUCUAUGGUCCGGACGUGGAAGCCCUAGUACAAGAAGAAGAUACACAGCCAUUAACAGAACCUAUUAUUGCACCCGUCAAAGUGCGCAAAUUCUUGUUGACCGAAAAGGAUCUGCCCGAUACACGAUACAGCAAAGAAUUCAUGACGGAUAUGAUGAAUUUCCCUGAUCUCGUUCGCAAUAUUGCUGUUGUCGGUCAUCUUCAUCACGGAAAAACGUCGUUUGUCGAUAUGCUUGUUUCGGAAACGCAUUAUGUACCUAUUAACGUUGAUGAACCGGAACGAUACACCGAUACGCAUACUUUGGAACGUGAACGAGGUCUCAGCAUCAAAAGCAUGCCUAUGUCAAUGGUGAUGCAGGAUGUUAAUGACAAGUCGUAUCUGUUGAAUGUACUCGACACUCCAGGCCACACCAACUUCAUUGAUGAGGUCGCUGCUGCAACACGUUUAGCUGACGGCGCUGUCAUUGUGGUCGAUGUUGUAGAAGGGGUUAUGAUCAACACCGAACAAGUUAUCAAGCAUUGUAUCCGUGAAAAGAUUGCCAUGACUUUGGUUGUCAACAAAGUUGAUCGUCUUAUGCUCGAGUUGAAGCUACCUCCCACAGACGCGUAUUUUAAAUUGCGCCACACCAUCGAAGAAGUAAACUCAAUUAUUAAAGCUACCCCUGGUGGUGAAAACAUCCGUUUGUCGCCUGAACGAGGCAAUGUUUGCUUUGCUUCAAGCCAAACUGGCUGGUGCUUCUCUCUGAAAUCUUUUGCACGGCUGUAUAGCGAUUCUUAUGAAGCCGAAAUCGAUGCUGACGAGUUCGCUAAGCGUCUUUGGGGCGAAAUAUUCUUCAAUCCCGAGGAAGGAUCGUUCCAUCGCUCAUCGCAGGGACGUGGCAGUAAGCGUUCCUUUGUUCACUUUAUUCUCGAACCACUGUACAAGUUAUACUCUCAGGUUAUCAGCGAAGAUACUGCAGAGCUGAAAAGAACCUUGCGCUCGCUCGGCAUCCGAUUGAAGGAAAAGGAUUAUGGUCUCAACGUCAAGCCAUUGCUUCGUGUCGUUUUGUCUCAGUUCUUUGGUCCUCCUUCUGGAUUUGUUGAUAUGGUGGUACAGCACGUCCCCUCUCCUGCCGCUAACGCGCUUAAACGUAUACAGCAAAUCUACACCGGUCCACUUGAUACCGAAAUUGCAGAAGCCAUGGAGAAGUGCGAUCCUGAGGGUCCAUUGGUCAUUCACGUCACCAAGCUGUUUGAUAACGAAAGCGCAACUGGCUUUGAUGCUUUUGGACGGGUGUUUAGUGGUACAGUACGAGCUGGCCAAACUGUACGCGUGCUCGGUGAAAGCUACACUAUCGACGAUGAGGAAGAUAUGACCAUGCAAAAGGUGUCUGAUGCUUGGAUCUUUGAGUCACGAUACCGUGUGCCUGUGGAUGGUGUCCCUGCUGGCAAUUGGGUUCUUUUGGGAGGCGUCGACAGCUCUAUCAUUAAAACUGCAACCAUCGUACAACAUAAAUGGAAGGAGGACUCUUACAUCUUCCGCCCACUCCGUUUCCCAACUGCAGCUACGCUCAAAGUUGCUAUUGAACCUAUGAACCCUUCCGAAUUACCAAAGAUGCUGGAUGGCUUACGGCGAAUCAAUAAGAGUUACCCUGUAGUAACUACAAAGGUUGAAGAAUCUGGAGAGCAUAUUGUACUUGGUACUGGUGAACUGUAUCUCGACUGUGUGCUCCAUGACCUUCGUCGAAUGUACGCCGAAAUUGAGCUGAAGGUUGCAGAUCCAGUUGUGCGGUUCUGUGAAACAGUCGUGGAAACAUCAGCGCUCAAAUGUUUCGCAGAAACACCAAACAAAAAGAACAAGUUGACAUUCAUCGCCGAACCUAUGGAAAAGGGUCUUGCAGAGGAUAUCGAAAGCGGAAAAGUCAGCAUCAACUGGCCAGCAAAGGAACUUGGCAACUAUAUGGAAAAGAACUACAACUGGGAUGUUCUCGCAUCACGGUCAAUAUGGGCAUUCGGCCCGGAUGACAUGGGCCCCAAUAUUCUACUUGAUGACACAUUGCCUUCAGAUGUCGAUAAGAAACUAUUAUUCUCUGUAAAAGACUCGAUCAAGCAAGGUUUCCAAUGGGGUACCCGAGAAGGUCCCCUUUGUGAUGAACCCAUACGAAAUGUCAAAUUUAGAAUCCUAGACACAGUACUUGCAAAUGAACCUAUAUAUAGAGGUGGUGGUCAGAUCAUCCCUACUUCACGCCGCGUUUGCUAUUCAUCGUUUUUGACGGCUACUCCUCGAUUGAUGGAACCAGUGUACUAUGUUGAAAUUCAGGCACCUGCCGACUGUGUUACUGCCGUAUAUGCAGUUCUACAACGACGAAGAGGACAUGUGACACAAGAUAUUCCCAAGCCUGGAUCUCCAUUAUAUACUGUCAAGGCAUUUAUUCCAGUGAUUGAUUCGUGUGGUUUUGAGACUGAUUUGCGGACACACACACAAGGUCAGGCAUUCUGCCAACAGAUAUUCGAUCAUUGGCAGAUUGUUCCUGGAGAUCCUCUUGACACGAGUAUCGUGCUCAGACCAUUGGAAGCAAGCCCAGCACAGCACUUGGCUCGAGACUUUAUGGUUAAGACUAGAAGAAGAAAGGGUCUAUCUGAGGAUGUCAGCAUAAACAAAUACUUUGAUGAUCCAAUGUUGUUAUCUUUGGCUCAGGGUAGCAUUUUGUAA
Molecule: messenger RNA, 2961 nt
Organism: Zychaea mexicana
Lineage: Eukaryota; Fungi; Mucoromycota; Mucoromycetes; Mucorales; Lichtheimiaceae
Product: P-loop containing nucleoside triphosphate hydrolase protein
Exons: 16
Coding region: 1-2961 (986 amino acids)
Biological process (GO): mRNA splicing, via spliceosome
Cellular component (GO): U4/U6 x U5 tri-snRNP complex; cytosol; U2-type catalytic step 2 spliceosome
Molecular function (GO): GTPase activity; translation elongation factor activity; GTP binding
Source: RefSeq, a predicted model, not a curated record